AUGGCCUCCCGCGAGGCUGGAGCCCGUGGGGGCUCUCGUCUGGCGGACAGAGAGUCCUCCUCGAAAGGCGUGGCGCCCAAGAAGGUCCUCGAGAUGAUGAAGGAGGCCACUGGCGCGUCAGACGAAGACAUCUGUGUUAUGCUCCAGCUUUGCGGCGGGGACGCUAACGAGGCCACAGAAAAGCUGCUGGAGAAUCCAUUUGAGCGCGUCAAGACCAAGCAGGAGAAGCGGAAAGAGUGGCCGGCCGGGGCGCGGGCGGGCGCGGCGGCCGUGGCGGCGGUGCCGCUGCCCAUGCCUCCAACGGGACGGCCGCAGCUGCGGAGUCAACGUGAGCGCGACUGUUACGACUAG
Messenger RNA from Monoraphidium neglectum, 351 nucleotides. RefSeq lists its product as hypothetical. The transcript is spliced from 3 exons. Gene Ontology annotation, molecular function: protein binding. NCBI's taxonomy places the organism in Eukaryota, Viridiplantae, Chlorophyta, Chlorophyceae, Sphaeropleales, Selenastraceae. The record is from RefSeq and is a predicted model, not a curated record. The coding region runs from base 1 to 351 and encodes 116 amino acids.